Staurois parvus is the source of this 496-nucleotide messenger RNA. NCBI's taxonomy places the organism in Eukaryota, Metazoa, Chordata, Amphibia, Anura, Ranidae. The record is from the annotation of a GenBank genome assembly.
GAUUCCUGCUAUGAACAUUUCCCACUGGCUGGCCAUCACAUCUCACUUUAUCCCCACAUCAGAGCUGGGAUGUCCAGCAACAUUCAUCUAGAAGACAUUUCCCACACUCAAAGCACUAAUACACCCCGUGUGAGAUCUCUGAUGUCUGGAAAGAUGGGACUUUUCCUGAAAAACAUUUCCCACACUCAGGACAGGAAUACGGCUUCUCCCCCGUGUGAGAUCUCUGAUGUGUGUAAAGAUUGGACUUCUGUGAAAAACAUUUCCCACACUCAGGACAGGAAUGUGGCUUCUCCCCUGUGUGAGAUCUCUGAUGUGUAUGAAAGAUUGGACUUCACUGAAAAAAAUUUCCCACACUCAGGACAGGAAUGUGGCUUCUCCCCUGUGUGAGAUCUCUGAUGUUUGUGAAAGACUGGACUUCUCUGAAAAACAUUUCCCACACUCAGGACAGGAAUAUGGCUUCUCCCCCCGUGUGAGAUCUCUGAUGUGUGUGAAGAUU